This is a messenger RNA of Telopea speciosissima, 1057 nucleotides long. RefSeq lists its product as uncharacterized. The record is from RefSeq and is a predicted model, not a curated record. The transcript is spliced from 3 exons. Bases 224 to 973 code for a protein of 249 amino acids. Lineage: Eukaryota; Viridiplantae; Streptophyta; Magnoliopsida; Proteales; Proteaceae.
AAACGAUGUCCUCCAUCCAUAUAAUUUUCCUUGUGAUAUCUUUCUUAGUAAGUCCUCUUUAAACUGUUUGUCUUUGAAAUCUUGUACCUUUGUGCCUCAUCCUUAUCCCAGUUUUGUUGGUUUCAACUCUCUUACAACCCUCAAGCUGGAAGCAGUAGAUCUCCUCUCAAUAGACUUAGAAAACUUCUUAUCUAACUGUUCUCUUCUUGAACGGUUGAGUUUGAUGAAAUGUCAAAAGUUGGUUGAUUUGACUAUUACUCAUUCCUCCCUGCGAUUGAAGUACUUGGAAGUGAAUGACUGUCUGCUGUUAAGGCGCGUAAUGAUCUACGCUGUAAAUCUUGUUGCAUUCCUAUAUACUGGGCCUAUGAUAGUCUUCUUGUUCGAGAAUGUUCCCAAGCUGCAGAUUAUAGCUACAGGUAUUAAAGGCAUCACAGAUUCCAUAUUCCACCUUCUCACAGGGCUUGCCAAUGAUGUUCCUCAGCUUAAAGAUCUAUCUUUAUGGCUACAUGUUAAGGCUGGGUUUAUACUUGAAAGAUUACCCUUAUUUGCCAAUCUCAAGAAGUUACAUAUUGCAACAGCACCAAAAGAAGAUGAUCUCCACUGGAUCAUAGCACUUCUUAAGUCUUGCCCUUUGCUGACAUACUUCCAGUUGCAUCUACUCUCCGUUCAGGCAUAUGAGAAAGAACCAAAAGAAAUUAGGAAACCUCAAAAAUGCCCUCAUGAUCACCUCAAGAAUGUUGUCAUUAGAGGGUUUUGUGGUAGUCAGAACGAGAUUGAGUUUGCAACUUAUGUGCUUCAAAAUGCUACUUCACUUGAGACAAUGCUGAUCCAUCUUCAAGCCUGCUGCUAUCAGGAUGGAAAAUCGAAUCAUCGUGAAGCAGGGGAGGGUACAUCUGCCACAAUCACAGCAGACAGGAUUUUUGAACAGCUACAGGCAGAAGCCCCUCCCCAUGUUAAAAUCAUGGUCUUGUGAUUCCUAGCAAUUUUCAGAAGUUGAACAUGUAAUAUAUCUCUUCAUUGAAGGUUCCCAAAGAUGUGCUAAUUUCCAGGACAUCAG